Nasonia vitripennis (jewel wasp) is the source of this 5599-nucleotide messenger RNA. RefSeq lists its product as uncharacterized. NCBI's taxonomy places the organism in Eukaryota, Metazoa, Arthropoda, Insecta, Hymenoptera, Pteromalidae. Bases 571 to 3300 code for a protein of 909 amino acids. The transcript has 10 exons. The record is from RefSeq and is a predicted model, not a curated record.
CUGCCGCAGUGAAGGUGGAGGACGCACAGAGCUCUUGCUCUCUCUUUCUCUCUCUCUCUCUUACUCUCGCUCUGCCGCUUGUGUGUGGAUUUUACGGCAUCAGCUGUGUGCGCGAGCGAUCCCACGCUUCGGUUAUUCAAUAGUUUUCGCAUACCGAUAGCUACCAAUCUCGGUGCUGUUUUCCGUCAGAAUAUUCAGUGCCAGUGUGACGUAGAAGAGGAUCACGUUUGCUUGAGACACACCGGUCGUCCGGAUUUUGCCAGCCGCUGGAAUGUCCAGUGUGUUGUAGCUAUACGCUCUCUCGGGACCAGAGAAGAGAAAGAGAGAAAGAGCGUCUGAAUGAGAGAGAAAGAGCCAUAACGGCGUCGCGAGUGCAGCGCUGAUGUUGCGGAGCUGCCGAGAUCGUUUUCUCAGGUGUCUAACAGUAAAAGUCCCACACGUGGAUUCGAGAGGGAAAAAAAGGAUCGAAUCACCUUGACGCAGCAGAUCUCCGACGACGAUGCGUAUCGUCGACUAGUAUAACCCGAAAGUACAGUCAUUGGAAUUUUCGAAAAAGGAUCAUCCGCAACGAUGCAGCCGCCGAAUCGCGAGAGUCUGCAGCCGCACGACAGUUUCCCGAAUCUCCAGUACUACGAGAUCAGCCAGAGCGACGCCAGCAUGUCCGACCAGCAGUCCGACAAUCCGUCCAGUUCUCGCCAACAAAAUCAGCAGCCGACUCACCUGCAUCAGAUCAACCUCUGCACGAGUUCCGGGAUCAUCAGUCAACAUCAGCUGCAGGACAUUCUCCCUGGCACCGUCUUCGGCGAUCCUUCGAUGGGACAUCUGCAUUACCACAUUUAUCCCAGUCGCAGGACGAUCAACUGUUCGGAUUCACCUUCCCAAGGACAAAUCGUACCGAUUCCGGCCUGCAGGAGCCACAGUCGAAUGGAGCAGAUGCACAACCACGAGCACAACCAUCAGCACUACCCGAGACAGCCCCAGCCCAGGACGUCGCUCAUGAGACCACCCACGAGUCUCGACGAGCUGGCCAAGGAGAGGGACAACACCAGGACUCCUACGCUGAACCGGGAGACUCUCGGGAGAUACUCGCACGUGGCCGAGAAGAACAAGAAUCUCUCGCUGGUCGAGCUGAGCAGCGAGUCCCAGGCCGGACUGACCGCAACGAAGAGCGGCAAGUGCCAGUGCCACGCGAUCCACCAGCAACAGGAGCAGCUGCGCCAGGGCUUAAGACUGAAGCGUGAAUCCGAUGGAAACGACAACGAACCUGGAAGACAGCCUCCAGCACUGCCUCCGAGACCACCGCCGAGACAGUCCAACCGGAGAUACGAACUACCGGCUUCAGCCGUUCCUGCCGAUCACCGCCACGUGGGCAGCGGCGAGGGUAGCGGCGGCUGCUGCAAGAAGUACGUCGUGCUCUGCUGUCUCUGCGGCGGUCUAAGUGCAGCCGUGGGCAGCCUCUUCCUUGCUGUACACGCUGUACUAUCGGCGCACACCGCCAGUCUCGCGCUCUUCGAGACUGUGCCGAGCUACAUCCCUGGCACUAUGCUCAUAUUCAUGGGCCUCUUCACGAUGCUCCUGGCGCGGCGAAAGCACCGAUACGGCUUUCUGAUGAAGGUCUGCGGCUCCGUGAGCGUCGUCUGCGCGCUCGUCUGCGUCCUCGUGACCGUCACCACAACUGUCGUUCACAUGUCACGACUCCAGGGCCUCCGCGAGUGCGUCUACACAGCUCGAGCAAAAUCUUGCACGUGCUACGGUGCGCCCCAGUCUCGUGCCUCCGACCCGGGUGUGCUCUUCGAAGGAACGCCUCACUGCGAGGCUGUACACGGGGCCCUUUACGCCUGUCUUCGAGCCUUGUUCGGAGUGUCAGUGGCUGGGAUACUCGCCUGCAUCUUCAGCUGCAUGCUGGUGUACCAGCUGCUGAGCCACGAGAAGAAGAAGAUGUACUGGGAGCAGUUGGAGCUGAGGUGCAGGUCGCUGUACGGACAGGGCGCUGGACCUGGACUGGUCAGCGCUAGACCGGCUGGAACUUGCGGAUGCUGCAACGACUGCGGAGGAAUCGGGCCCUGGUGGGCUCAGUCGCCUGGAAAUCUUUACACGCCGAAUCCGGAUCUCGCUCCGUCGAGACGCUGGCGACUACCGUGGUCUCGCAGCAGGGGCCCAGCCCCCAGUGCCGACUCGAACUACGGCUUCCACGGCCACCAGUCGGCCGGCGCCGGUCAGGCCCAAAACGGCCCCCACCAGCAGCAUCAAGGUCCCGAAGGCCUGAUGGACCCGGGAGUAGGAGGAAUGGUUCCCUACAGCAUCUUGGGCCCGCAAUCGGCCGGGGCGUACUCGGUUUUGCAAGCUACCGGACACGACGAUCACUACGCCCAGAACAACGGGGCCAGUCCGUACAGUGUCUUGGAGACAGCUGUGCCUCUCUGGGGACCGCCUCCGCCGUACAGCGAUCCCAACAGCCCGGCUAGGAGGCCCAUGUUGGCUUUUCCGGCUGCCGAUCCCAGGACCAGGCUCAGCAAGAGGAUCGACAAUUUUCCGAUGAGAGAGGUAGAUUACAGCAGUUCUCCGGACAUCAAGCGUCCAAGCGGUAAUUACGAGAACGCGGAGCAGGUUUCGAACGACACGGACACAGAAACCGGUGGCAAUAACAGCGAGGGCCGAGCAUCUCGCAGCAACAAGCACAAAAAAUUGCUCAAGGGCGUGGAAAACGCCGGCUUCCAGACGCAGGAGUCCAACAUCCAACCCAAACAGUCCGAGAGUGAGCUCUACUUCGGUGACGUGUCCUCCUGCUGUGGGCCUGAGAGCAGUCUUUACGACGUCGCUACCGAAAAGGAAGUCAAGACCGAGAGCCAUCAGUCGGAAGCCGGCACAAGCAGCUACCUGCAGUCAUCGCACUUCCCGAAGCGUCCCUCCAGCAAACGAUCGCGUCGCCAGCAGCCUCAGCAGAGCUCCGAGAUGGUCGACCUGCCCUCGAACUCCAGCUGUUCGUCCAACAGCGACGAGCCCCUGGCACACUCGGUUCACACGUCGGCCGACGUCGAGUACGAGGUGAUAAGACAGCAGAGACGCUACGGCUUUGAGCCGUCUUCGUCGCAGAACGUCAGCGUCGUCUCCGUUUACUCGGAGCAGCAACAGGCUGUCGAACAAGAGGCCGUGGCUUCGAACGACGAGAGAAGAGACGAGAGCGACGAUGGAGCCUAUGGCGCUGACGAGGACUGCGAAGAGGUCGCUGAUAAGGAGGAGAGAGAGUUUAACGAUUACAGGCCAAACUUCGAGGAGGACGUGAGGCCGGUUAACGUUUGAGGCGAUCUUUUGUAAGAAGAAAGUAAUUUUUUCGUUUCGCUUACUGCCACUGACGAGGGAGUGAAGAGCGAACUGGUAGAAAGGAUUUUUUAUACUUAGAGAGAGAGAGAGAGAGAGAGAGAGAGAGAGAGAGAGAGAGAGAGAGAGAGAGAGAGAGAGAGAGAAAUUUUAACGAAUAUUUUUGCGACUCAGUGAUGUAUUGAAAUUCAUAAACACACUCACUUCGGUCUUAGGUGUAUGAUUAUAUAAUAUGUGUUACAUGCUUUGCUCGAGAGAACUCGACUAUGUGAACUGGAUAUUCUUAACUAAAGUAUGUCUCUUUGUGACUAUCUUUCUUUCUACAAAACUAUUAUUAUUAUAGUCUAUGCGCUUUUCUCAUUGUAUAUUUCAUUGUUCCUAUAUUAUUACAUUCUUGUAUAGUUAAAGUUGCGUUUGUGCUAUUACUAUUAUAAGUAUACUAGUAUACUUUAUUUCAUUGCAAGCGCCUUGAUGGAUUAAGUUUACGAAAAAUCAUUUCGAGCGAAAGUUUAUGACAGUAUCGUUUGUGCGAGCUUUUUUUGAUUGGUUAAAGUUUUUAUACUCUUGAAGAAUAUAACUUAGUCGUUAAGCUGGAAAUGCAUGUAAAUUUCGCUUGGUACACAAGAUAUGUUAGAGAAAAUUGUGCUAUAUGUAUUAAAAAGCUCGAGAGAAAAGACGCGGAAAAAAAUUAAACAAUAACGUUUUAAAUGUAGACGGAACAUCGAGCACUUUUAAAUGUUUGCCUAGUGAAAAAGAGCGUAUUACACAAUUAGGUAUUUUUUCAACCGACGAUGUAUAACUCGCGUCGUCACGAUGAUUUACGAAAGCUGGCAUUUUUAAUCACUUCAUCAUUAUUAUCACUAUUAAGCUAUUGUUUUUGUUGACGAGAGCUUUUUCGUUGAUUUUAGAAUUCUAUACUGGAACUAUGCGUUGUUAAUUUGAUUCGUAAUUUAACAAGUAAUUAAACAUGCCAACAAGUUAUAUAGAUAGUUAAAGAAGUAAGAUUGCGUAGUCAACAGUAUACAUAUAUAUUUCUAAAAACUUUCUGCGCCGAUUAUAAAAAUAGUCGAAUUCACACGCGCAAACUCGAGCGAACGAAUCCUUCAAGUAGACGAAAAACGAACUAUUGAGAAAAAAAAAUGAUUAUAAAAUACAAAAAAAAAGGUGCGCGCGUAGUCUCUUCUCGUGUACGUUCUCCAAUAGUUUUCGCAUUGCUUCGAGGAUGUAAAAGCUCAGUCAUCGUUAUAUAGCCACUCGUUGAAAAUCAUCACUGGACCAAGGACAAUACGACACUAUUAUAAUAGAAAUGACAAAUGAGAGGAAAAAGUUUGUCGAGUAUAAUUAUUUGAUAUUGUUGAGACUCUUUAUAGAUUCCUAAUGAGAGAAUUACGUUAUAUAACGAUUUCCAUUUUCCGUCAUGUAUAUCUCCGUGGAAGCACAUCACGUCUCUCUGCGAAUGUGUAUCCAUGUAUUAUUAUAUAUUAUAGCGGUGAAUUUGUAAACGAGCGACUGUGAGAAUGUCUUUUGUAUGGCGAAAUAUAUGAGUGACGAGAACUAUUAGACAUUCUUAAGUUUGUGCAUAAUCAUACGACGAUAAAAUACUUACAUAUAAAGAAGUACCUGCUCUAGUAUAGUCAUUCAGUAUUUUGAAAUACGCCAUGGCUUUUAAACGUGUUGUAGACGACUUUCCUCGAAUUACACUAAGAACUUUGCGUUCUACUUAAUGCUUCUACUUCUUUCGGAUCAGAGCGAUUUUGUUUUAGAAAAUCCGUCUGAUCUUGGAUGUGUACCACCGGUGCGUAUUUUCUUUCUUCUCUGUUGCCAAAACUACUCUUGAACAAGGAGAACUAUAUAUACUAUGGAUUAAAAAAAAACUAAAUAAAUAAAAAAAAACAACAGCAGUGUUUUUUGUAUGCGUAUAUUUAUAAAAACUUAGUCGUAAGAACAUUUUCAAAAUAUAUGAACAUUAUAGUUUGAAAAAAAGGAUGUACAAAUCGAGCGAAAAUACUGCGGGUUUUUGUUCCGGACUUUCUUAAUCUUAAGUAGGUAAAACUUUUGUAAUGAGCGAUGUAUGUGGAGAUUUAUGAUUAUUCGAUAGAUUAUCAUGCUGUAUUACUUACGCUAUAUGAUUGCAUUAGAGACAACGCUGUUUAAGCAUAUUAAAUGAUGUGGUGCGCGUUUUUCUUGAGACUUAUAUCACUGUUGCCGGAAAAUUGUCAAAUUGCCAAAAAUUUCUUUUAUCCUGUAAUCGUAAUACAAUAAAGUUGUUUUUAUACAGAAA